Molecule: messenger RNA, 1302 nt
Organism: Macrosiphum euphorbiae (potato aphid)
Lineage: Eukaryota; Metazoa; Arthropoda; Insecta; Hemiptera; Aphididae
Source: the annotation of a GenBank genome assembly
AUGAGUGUACUCAAAGAAAAUGUAAAGAAAUUGAAACCAAUUGAGCGAUUUUGUUCAAUUAUAUUUGAUGAAGUGUGCUUGAAUGGUGGACUGCAAUUUAAUUCGACCACUGAUGUUAUUGAUGGUUUUGUUGAUUCUGGAGAUAAUAAGAGUCAACUGCUUGCUGAUCACGCUCUUGUAUUUAUGGUUCGUGGAAUUAAAAAAAAAUUUAAGCAGCCAGUAUCCUAUACAUAUUGCCAAGGAGCUACCAAACAACAUGAUCUUGUGCAGCAAUUGAGAGAAGUAAUUUGUCAAGUCCAAGCAACUGGUUUAUGUGUAGUUGCCACAAUAUGUGAUCAAGGAUGUGCAAAUGAAGGUGCUAUAAAUAUUUUGAAAAAUGAAACUAAAUCAUAUUAUGUAAAACAUCAAAAAGAUUACCGGGAUGACAUUUAUGAAAUUGAAGUUAAAUCUGACGAUGGUGUAGAACGCAUUCCUAUUGUACAUUUGUUUGAUGUACCUCAUCUUUUAAAAUGUACAAGAAAUAACUUAAUGACCAAAGAUUUAUGCUUCUCUUCUGAUGGGGUCAAACGAAUUGCUAAAUGGGAUCAUUUAAGACAAUUGUAUGAUACUGACAGUCUCAUAGCGGACUGUAAAAUGCUUCCUCGUUUGACUGACAACCAUGUCAUACCGGAAAAGGUACCAAAAAUGAAGGUUCGAAAUGCCACACAAGUGUUCAGUCAGCGGGUAUCUGCAGUUAUGAACUUUCUUGCUUCUAAAAAUAUCAUUGACCCAAAAGCUUCUGACACAGCAGCUGCCUUUUUAUUUUUUGAUAAGCUGUUCGAUUCCUUAAAUGGCUCAUUCGAUAAACAAGUUGACGGCAAAAUAUAUAGAACAUCUGUGAAACAAAAUUCCGUUCAUCAUAAACUUUGGCAAGAUAGUUUGAAAAUAUUAUCAACAAUGCAAUUUGUUGGAAAGAAUGGAAAAGCAGUUAGAGUACCAACACUUAAAAAUUGGUCAACAACAAUAAGAGGUUUUCAAACACUGUCGAAAAUUCUUUGGAAUAAAGGAAUAAAAUCAUUACUCCCAAGACAUCUGAAUCAAGAUUCAUUGGAAUGUUUCUUUGGUGCUAUAAGAAGUGUUGGGUGUUCAAAACCAACUUGCAGUAUAUUCAUUUCAUCGUAUAAAACUUUACUUCUCAACAAUUUGGUGUCCUCGCAUUCUCUGGGAGCAAACUGCGAAGAUUUCAAUGAAGACAGCCUGAUGAGUUAUAAACAUUUAUUUUCAUUUCAACAAGAAGAAUAUCCUAAGCCAACUUCCACAUAA